Messenger RNA from Amoebophrya sp. A120, 236 nucleotides. The record is from the annotation of a GenBank genome assembly. Lineage: Eukaryota; Dinophyceae; Syndiniales; Amoebophryaceae.
AAAAUGUCUGGCUCUGGAAGGUUGCAACUUGUAAUGCUGUGUUUGGAUUCUAUAAAAGAUUUGUAUUGCAUGACCAGGAAGAGGAAUCCAUUUUGUGCUAGGCGGGACGUUCGCAUUUGUCAUGCGGAAAAGGCAUCAGGAUGCCCUCUAAAAGUAUGUGAUGCUAGGCCAUUCUUUACAAGCAUCAUGGGUCAUGCAAAAUAUGCAUGACAAGCCUGGAAAUCUUCCAGACCCAG